Molecule: messenger RNA, 642 nt
Organism: Leptidea sinapis
Lineage: Eukaryota; Metazoa; Arthropoda; Insecta; Lepidoptera; Pieridae
Product: dynein axonemal light chain 1-like
Exons: 5
Coding region: 1-642 (213 amino acids)
Cellular component (GO): cytoplasm
Molecular function (GO): protein kinase binding
Source: RefSeq, a predicted model, not a curated record
AUGGCGGCAAACAAAGCAACAACAAUAAAAGAAGCGAUCAAGCGUUGGGAGGAGAAAACGAAACAGAACCCGGCGACCGCGACGGAAGUCAGUCUGGUCUUCCAGUGGCCGCCCAUCGAGAAGAUGGACAACUCUCUCUCAUGUCUGCUGAACUGCGAAAAACUGAGUCUAUCAACAAACAUGAUAGAAAAGGUUUCCGGUUUGAACAGCUUGAAGAAACUCCGCAUUUUGUCACUGGGCAGGAAUUAUAUUAAAUCUUUUGCGGGGAUGGAAUGUCUGGGCGACACCUUGGAGGAGCUGUGGAUUUCCUACAAUCUGGUAGAGAAGCUGAAGGGUAUCCACGUGCUACGCAGCCUCAAGGUGCUGUACAUGAGCAACAACCUGGUCAAGGAGUGGAGCGAGUUCAACAAGCUGCAAGAAUUGCCCAACCUUGAGGAUCUCCUGUUUGUUGGCAACCCACUCUACGACGCGUGUGAGUUAGAAGUGUGGCGUGCAGAGGCUGCGCGAAGGUUGCCAGCCUUGAGGAAGCUGGAUGGAGAGAACGUGCUCCGAGAAGAUGACCCACCAAUCACUGUUGCUGAUAUGCAGCCUGAUGGUGGUGACGCCGUGGAGACUUUAGUGAGCGCUGAAACCAAUGAUUAA